AUGGAGAAACGUGUGGAUCUAAUUUCGCCAGAUGAGAAGGUAAAUAUAAGAAGCCAAUUACAUAUACCUGACGAUCUUUUCUUCUCUAUUUUAUCCAAACUGCCUAUUAAAUCUUUAAAGCGAUUUGGUUGUAUAUGCAAAUCAUGGUCCCUCUUGUUUGAUAAUUCUUGUUUCAUGAGUAUGUAUCACAACAACUUUUUAACAAAAGAUCAUUCUUAUUACGACGAUACAUCUCUCUUGCUACAUCAAACUAAUACUCCAUGGGAUGGUUAUCUUUACGACGAUACAUUUGAGUUGUAUUAUAUAUUUGGAAAAACACGUGAGAAUAUGGUUCAAGUUGAUUGGCCAAAUGUCAAAUUAAAUAGUGUAUUUAUGAAUAGAGAGUAUGAUUCAGCUGGUUUUAAUAUUUUAGGUUCUGGCAGUGUUAAUGGAAUUUUUUGUCUAAUUUGUGUACGUGAACACAAUAUUAUUUUGUGGAACCCAUCCACUAAAGAAUUUAAGAUCAUCCCUGAAAAUCUUUUUCGAUUUGGACCCAGUUGGUUUGUUUGGAAUUUCCAUCGUGGAUUUGGUUAUGAUUGUGUUCGAAAUGAUUAUAAAGUAAUGUGCUAUGGACAAGUUAUAGAAGAUACCGAUGGUGAUGGUGAUGGUGAUGGUGAUGGUGAUGGUGAUGGUGAUGGUGAUGUUGAUGUUGAUGUGCAGCCAAGAGAAGAUAUAUCUUAUAAGUCAUAUAUAUGGGAGAUAUAUAGUUUAAAAAGCAACUCUUGGAAAAUAUUUGAUGUUAAUAUGAAGUAUAGAAAUAUGAAUUCUGAACAAGUCUAUGUAUGUGGACUCAGUCACUGGUUAUGUGAAUCUCAAACAUAUAAUGAAACAUAUUUGUUGUCAUUUGAUUGGAGCAAUGAAGUUUUUCUUACAACAAAUGUACCGUCAGAUAUAGAUGGUAAUUUUGAAGAAUAUCAAGUGCGGAGACAUUUAGUGCUAUUAAAUGGAUCUAUUGCUUUCAUAUCAAAUCAUAAAGACUCGGCUACUUUUCACAUUACGGUAUUGGGUGAGCUCGGUAUAGAGAAAUCAUGGACUAAACUCUUCGUUCUAGGACCUUUGCCUUGCCUUGACCAUCCAAUAGGUGCUGGAAAAAAUAGUUAUAUGUUGUUUAGAAAAUUUGAUGGUGGACUAGUUUGGUUGGAUUUAAACACUCAGAUAAUUGAGGACCUUGGUAUUAUAGCAAAUAGACUUUCUUGUAAGAUAAUAAUUCAUAAAGAAAACCUUCUACCUUUAGAAAGAAUAGACAUUUAAUUUUUCUUCCAUAAUAUUUGAGAUUUUAUCUUGUAUUCAAAGUGGUAUUUUAGUAGUAGAUUUCUGUUGUAGAGAAGA
Molecule: messenger RNA, 1368 nt
Organism: Vicia villosa (hairy vetch)
Lineage: Eukaryota; Viridiplantae; Streptophyta; Magnoliopsida; Fabales; Fabaceae
Product: F-box/kelch-repeat protein At3g06240-like
Exons: 1
Coding region: 1-1290 (429 amino acids)
Molecular function (GO): protein binding
Source: RefSeq, a predicted model, not a curated record